Saitoella complicata NRRL Y-17804 is the source of this 1884-nucleotide messenger RNA. Its product is annotated as gamma-glutamyltranspeptidase. The record is from RefSeq and is a predicted model, not a curated record. Gene Ontology annotation, cellular component: plasma membrane; fungal-type vacuole. The transcript has 2 exons. Bases 1 to 1884 code for a protein of 627 amino acids. Gene Ontology annotation, molecular function: glutathione gamma-glutamate hydrolase. Gene Ontology annotation, biological process: glutathione catabolic process. Lineage: Eukaryota; Fungi; Ascomycota; Saitoellomycetes; Saitoellales; Saitoellaceae.
AUGUCCUCGACGACUUCCUUGGACCGGAUACCAAGACCGCCUAAUGAUACCGAUGACUUGGAGAGUGCGGACGUUACUACGACGUUGUUGCCCACGCCCGUGUCGGCGGAUGCUCAAUCCAUCAAGUCCGACAAGGCGGCGGCGAAGAAACGUGUAUCCCUAAUUGCAUGCAUCACAUUGAUGCUCGUCGCAUUAUUUACAGCUUUACUUUUCGCUUGGAGACAUAGCAGAUCGCACGACGAACCCACCCGACACAAAGUCCUCGUUCAAGCUGCUCAUGGCGCCGUCGCUACCGAGGUAGAUACAUGCUCCGACAUCGGCGUUCAAAUCCUCAAGGAUGGAGGCAACGCCGUGGACGCCGCCAUCGCCGCCGGUAUCUGCGUCGGGUCCAUCAACAUGUUCUCCUCGGGUAUCGGAGGAGGCGGGUUCAUGAUGAUCAGACAUCAGAAUGGAAGCGCACAUAACAUUAACUUUAGGGAGGCUGCGCCAGCGCUGGCGCACAAAUGGAUGUACGAGGGCAACCCGAAGGCGAGUCAGAUUGGUGCGUUAGCUGUUGGAGUGCCAGGAGAGGUUGCUGGGUAUGGAGCAGCACAUGCGUUGUAUGGCAAACUUCCGUGGAACAAGUUGGUUGAGCCUUCGAUCAAGCUUGCGCGGGAGGGUAUCUUGAUUGAGAGAGAUUUGGCAUCGCGACUUAAGCUCCUCGAAGAUGACUUCCUGGCGGACCCCGCAUGGAGGACAGUCGUCGCGCCAAACGGCACGCUGCUCGCUGAGGGCGACAUGAUGUACCGCCUCAACUACUCCAACACCCUCGAGCGCAUCGCUUCUCGCGGCCCUUCAGCAUUCUACGAAAACCCCAUCGCCUCUCACAUCGUCGACUUCCUCGCUGCACGCGGAGGUAUCCUUACCUUGGACGACAUGGCAUCCUAUGAAGCAAAGGUCGAAGAGCCCAUCAAGGGCUGGUAUCACGGUCGCGAAGUCCUCACCUGCCGUGCGCCUUGCUCUGGUCCCGUUCUCCUCGAAGCCUUGAAUAUUGUUGAAGGUUUGGAUUUGAAGAACGUAGGAUACACCCCGCUUGGCGCGCAUUACCUCGUUGAAGCAAUGAAGUGGGCUUCGGCGGGCCGUACAGAACUCGGUGACUACGUUGAAGGCGACCCGGACAACUCUCCUCGUAUCGCAGAGUUAUUGACAAAGGAAUGGGCCGCGAAGGCUCGAGCGAAUAUCUCUUCGGAUGAGACGUAUGGAUGGGAACACUAUGGCCCGAAGUACGAUUUCAUCGAAAAUCACGGUACUACGCACCUCAGUGUCGUCGACGAGGACGGCAUGGCUGCCAGUAUCACCUCGACCGUCAACCUGUAUUUUGGCAGCAGAUUGAUGGAACCCACUACUGGAAUCAUCCUGAACGACCAGAUGGAUGAUUUUUCGCAGCCGGGAGUCAGUAACGCAUUUAACCUCACGCCGAGUAUCUACAACUUCAUUCGUCCGUUCAAGAGGCCGUUGAGUUCGAGUGCGCCGGCUAUCAUCGUGCAUGACGGUGACUUUGAGCUCGCGUUGGGAUCAUCCGGUGGGUCGCGAAUCGUCACAGCGGUUUUCGAGGCUAUCGUCCGUACUUAUGACUGGGGCUUUAACCUCCUUGAUGUUGUCGAGGCGCCUCGCUUGCAUCACCAGCUUCUUCCAGCUUCGGUGUCUGUCGAGUCGGGCGUCAGUGAGGACAUCGUGAAUGGAUUAAAGGAAAGGGGUCACGAAGUCGACAUCUUCCCAGCGAGCAGACCACGGGCUGAGGUACAGGUCGUGAGGAGAUAUAAAGGACGCCAGAAGGGCAAGACAACUGGUUGGGUUGAGGGUGUCUCUGACUCUAGGAAGGGUGGGGUCGCGGCAGGAUAUUAG